[Candida] anglica is the source of this 234-nucleotide messenger RNA. The record is from the annotation of a GenBank genome assembly. Lineage: Eukaryota; Fungi; Ascomycota; Pichiomycetes; Serinales; Debaryomycetaceae.
AUGGCCAGAUCAUCUACACUUCUAGCUAACUCAACGAGUAUUUCUAAUAGGCUAUUCAUGGCUCAACGGAAAGUAAUCGUGUUGAUUUUGGCAUUUUUCAUCCUGUUGUUAUUCCUUACAGCAUUUGUUGCACAUCAACAUGUUAAAAACAACCCAGAAUUGCUUGAUAACAUCACAGACAAGCUCGGAAACAUCGGAUAUCCUUCAUUGAAACCAACUACAGAUAAGGAUUAA